AUGUCCCAACCAGCGCUCAGCCCAUACGAAGAGGCGCAUUUCAACGACACCAGGCAGCCAGCACUAUGGGGCUGCUUGAUCACCUUCCUCAUCAUUAAUGACGUGGCCAUCGCUGGUAGACUAUGGGGGACAUGGAGAUCUGUGAUAACCCGUUCACGGGUUAUGGCCGAGGAUAUCUCGAUCAUUCUAGGUGGAAUCUUCGUCAAUGCCAUCAUAGCAAAUCUAAUGGUAGCAACUCACUACGGACUUGGCCUUCACACGUUCACCAUCAAUGCCCGAGAUCCAGAUGAUCCAUCGAACCUAUCCAAGACAUUUAGGCAUGUCUGGAUUACGAUGGUCUUGAUGUGCAGCUUCUUUCUCUGUAUCAAGAUGACAUUGCUCUUCUUCUACCGCCGACUAUUUCUAGUGUCUAACCAGAGUCUACGCAUCUUCUGGUGGGUUAACUUUGUCUACAUAAUCCUCUGGUUCUUCGGCGGCACCGCCUUCUACCUGUUUCAGUGCAAACCCGUGGAAUGGUACUUCCUCCAGUACUACGCCAAGUUUCACAAGCCCGUUCCAGGAGGGAAAGAAGGACAAUGCGAUGCGACGAGCGUACUCCAUGUUUCGUUACCAGUGAUAUUCAGCCUUAUCUCAGAUGCCGGCCUGUUGGCGUUGCCCAUCUGGGCCAUCUCUAAGCUAAGACUUGACAAGGCCAAAAAGCGUGGACUGAUGGCAGUUUUCGGAAUUGGCUUAGUUGCUGCUCUGCUAGAACUAGCCCGGGUGCUGGCGCUUCUCAUCGAUACUGAUGACAAAACUGACCCUAGUUAUGGUGUCGCCGUAUUUCUAAUCCUCACUGCCGCUGAAGAGACAACAGCCGUGGUAUGCGCGUGUGUGCCAGUGAUAGUUCCCCAAAUAGUCAGAAAACUUCGAAACCAGGCUCGAAAUAAUAGCUACAUGUAUGAUGGGAACAGAGGUCAAGGUUCAUCCGGACAACAAAGCUCCCGGGGCUUUAAGCGUGUUGUUAGUUUGAACCACAUAUGGACAACCGUUGACGCUUCCAAGAUGGGCACCACGCAUGACGAUGGCAUCCCCUUGAGUAGCAUUGAAAUCAUAGGGAACUCGACCCCGAGGAUGAGCGAACGUGAUAGUACCUCCGACUACACGCAACUUCAAUGUCAUGAGCCAGCAAGAGAUACCAAGGACCAACCUAAGCACUUAUAUUCAUCGCAUCUACACGACACAAACCACGCUAAUCCAACGGCAAAACCACCCGCUCCAUCGCCGGGUAAUAUUCAUGUACGUACUGAUAUCCAGGUACAGGUGGGAAAUGAAGCUAAAGCAAGAGAAAAUGUGUAA
Annulohypoxylon truncatum is the source of this 1335-nucleotide messenger RNA. RefSeq lists its product as uncharacterized. The transcript has 4 exons. NCBI's taxonomy places the organism in Eukaryota, Fungi, Ascomycota, Sordariomycetes, Xylariales, Hypoxylaceae. The record is from RefSeq and is a predicted model, not a curated record. The coding region runs from base 1 to 1335 and encodes 444 amino acids.